This is a messenger RNA of Brienomyrus brachyistius, 6931 nucleotides long. RefSeq names its product brevican (gene bcan). NCBI's taxonomy places the organism in Eukaryota, Metazoa, Chordata, Actinopteri, Osteoglossiformes, Mormyridae. The coding region runs from base 317 to 4117 and encodes 1266 amino acids. Gene Ontology annotation, molecular function: signaling receptor activity; hyaluronic acid binding. Gene Ontology annotation, biological process: cell adhesion. The transcript has 16 exons. The record is from RefSeq and is a predicted model, not a curated record.
AUGAAUCCCGUACAAGUACAGUCUACAUCUUGGUGGAGUGCAGUGUCCCGCUUUUGGUAAACAGUUUGAUUUGUUUUCGACGGCUGAAUUUGUACACGGUAAUAUUGGCAGUAGCGGGGAAUGAUUUCACUUCCUUCUGGUAAGACCCCGCUUCUUCACGUUUAAUCUGUCUAUCGUUGACCUGCUCCGUAGUUAGUAACACUUUCUUGGGCAUACUUGGGCUGUCCUUUUUUUGUCCAGCUCGAUAACAAAAAUCCCACAUGUAAUUUAACCAUUAACCUACGGCUUCUGGGGCUGGGCACUGACAGACCACAGGAUGUUCAGAGGACUUAUUACACGAGGCUUCAACGCAGCACCAGCGACGCUUCCUCGAUUUCCUGUGUCUGCACAUUUUUUAACAUUCAGGCAAAGGUCUUUCCUGAUACCUCUUCUCGUCGCACGAAAGGCUGGGUUACAUUGCAUUGACUUGGUUGUCGUGCGCUACCGGUCGCUUUACAGUUUCCUUUGUAGAGAAGAAAAUACCGACACGAAAGGUAAAGAAGACUUUCCUCAAGUGUACUGUGAAAUAAGAUCAGGAAUGUUCCCUCUACUGCUGCUCUCUGCCAUCUGUUCCCUGGCGUCCUCUUCUGUCCCCGACCAGGAAUCUGAUCAUUCCAGGCUCCUGAAGGUGACUGUCAGUAAGACUCCACCUGUGUCGGCCGUCUUGGGGAGCUCCAUUACACUGGCAUGCUUCGUGUCAUUAGCAGAGACACCCACUGCCUUUGGCCGCCAAGCCGUCCACACCGUGCCCUUGGUCAAGUGGAGCGUGCUGUCAUCCGGCCUGGAGACAGAGAUUCUGGUGGCCCGGGGGGGCAGGGUGAAGGUCAGCGAAGUCUACAAAGGUCGUGCCUCUUUGCCAAAUUACUUCUCUUCCUCCACCAACCUCACCCUGAGGCUGGAAGGCUUGCGCUACAACGACUCGGGUGUCUACCGCUGCAUGACUCAGCAGGGUCUGGAGGACUCCUAUGACCAAGUGCCUGUCAAGGUCAAAGGAGUGGUUUUUCAUUACCGGCAUGCUUCCAGCCUCUAUGCCUUCUCAUUUCCGGAGGCCCAGACUGCGUGUGAGGAUAUUGGAGCCCGAAUGGCCACCCCAGCCCAGUUCCUAGCAGGCUAUCAAGGCGGCCCUGAGCCGUGUACUGCGGGCUGGGUGUCCGAUCAGACUGUCCGAAACCCUAUCCAGUUCCCUGAAGAAGGUUGUUUUGGAGACAAGGAAAAGGAACGAGGAUUGUGGAAUUACACAGGGAGGGAUCCCUCAGAGCUUUGGGAUGUGUUCUGCUACGUGGAGGACGUCACUGGAAAAGUACUGUACAGCUGUACUCCUCAGCACCUUACCUUCAAAGAAGCCCAGGACUACUGUCAGGCAGGCGGGACGGACCUGGCUACACUGGCUCAGGUUUAUGCAGCCUGGAACGAUGGUCUCCACCACUGCAGUCCUGGCUGGCUUGCAGAUGGCAGUGUGCGAUACCCAGUAGGGGACUCAAGAGAAAACUGUAGAGGUUCCACACCUGGUGUCAAGACUAUCUACCGUUUUAGCAACCAGACAAGCUUCCCUGAGCCACACACCCUCCACAGUGUCUAUUGUUUCCAAGGCCCAAAGAGUUCCCCAGUUGAUGAUUCGAAGGAGUGCAUGGAGACAAAGUCCGAGAAGACAAAUGGAGGGACAAUGGCAAUGAUGGGACCCCUGCAGGAGAUCAUCUUGGGUCAGGAGAAUGAGCCAAACGGGGGUGGCCAUGUUGGUGGACAGGUAGAAGACCAAGGAACAAUGAGGAAUUUGCACACCGUAACUUCUCUGGUGGACACGUCUUCGCCCACCGACUCCCAGAACCUUGCUACCCCUGCGCCCGAGUCCAAAGAUGCCAAAGCUCUUAUGAAAGGAGCCAUAAACCAUGAGCCCUUGGCUGAGACAAAUCUGAAAGUUCUUACAGCUAUAUCACCCGAAAUGCUUAUUGGUAACUCAAAACGUUAUCGAAAAAUGAACCUGAAAUCUAGUGAUCCUAUAUCUGAAAUGCCUGCUAACUCCAAACAUAAUCAACGUGUCACACAGACAAAUCUUGAAAAUGGUGGCAUUAACCCCCCUAACCAAAUGGCUGGUGAUGGUUCAAAACAUUAUCAGGAUAUGCCCGCGACAAAUCUGGAAUCAGGUGAUCUUGUACUUCUGUCUGAAAUUACUGCUGGCGACAAUACACAUUAUCAGCAUGUUUCUCAGACAAAUUUAGAGUUCAAUACUAUUGUAUGCUUUAAUAAAAUUACUGGUGAUGGUUCAAAACAUUAUCAGGAUAUGCCCGAGACAAAUCUGGAAUCAGGUGAUCCUGUCCAUCUAUCUGAAAUUACUGCUGGUGGCUCCAUUCAUCAACCGACGCCUGAGACAAAUAUGGGCUCUGAUACUCCGACAACGUCAUCUACAGUUCCUGGUGACAACACUGAACUUAGUAAGAUUCUGCCUAAGACAAAUCAGACCACAGGCGGUACAGAUUUUAAACAUUUAGGUGACAGUUCCAGCCCCGGUGGCAACACUUCAGAAGCACGUUUAGACGGAACCACAGUCACACCUAAUUUUACCCAAGCAGAACUCACUCAUGGAGAGCAAGAAACAAGCUUACUGUCUGGCAGCCCAAAGCCAUCUUCCUCUAAGGAAGAUAUGAAAUACGAAGAGGCAAUGUUAGGAAAAUUUAAUGAAACUUCUGGGACUGCUAAAUCUUACCAAGAUAUGAGCGUAAAUUCUGGACCUUACCCACAGACCUCUGAUUUGGUGUCUACCACAGUGGGCGCUCCACCAGAGGGCACUGCAGAGCCAUUUGCCAGCUUCUCUCCUACCAAAUCGGCCAUGACUGGGGAUGAUGUUAAAGCCGUGUAUAGAGAGGACAACAUCUCAGCCCCAGAGGAGUUCAGGAACACGGGCACUUUGCCAACUCAGAAGACAGAAUCUUUUGUCACUCUGGACUAUGUCCAGACAUCUAAAUCUGGGACUGACUUUGCGCAGGAACAGUCUAGUGCUGCGUUGCCGGAUUCCUCUUCUCCAGUGAAGCAGGCGGGUCAGGAGGCUGUGGAUGGAUCUGUGGAGAUACCCACUGGGUCAGGCGAUUCUAAGGAGAUUUUUCUUGGCAGCUUUGAUCCGGUCAUGUCUUCCCACCAAAGUCAAUCUGCUGACAUUUUUGCAGGUGCAGAAUCCAGACAGAAACCGCUUGGCCUUAUGUGGCCAGACUCAUCUGCUCCAUCAGACGACGUGGAGGCAUCAGGACAUGCAGCAAUAGAAUCGUCCACUGGCUCUGCAGUCCUUGGAGGUGGCUGCUUCAGGAAUCCUUGUGCCAAUGGAGGCACCUGCGUGGAGGUGGGGGCCUCUGCAAAGUGUCUCUGCCUGCCGACCUACGGGGGGCACCUCUGUCAGACUGAUCUAGCUCCAUGUGACGCAGACUGGCAGAAGUUCCAGGGCUUCUGCUACAGACACUUCACCGACCAGCAGGCCUGGGAGGAGGCGGAGCAGCACUGCCGGGCGCACGGAGGCCACCUGACGUCCGUCCGGACCCCGGAGGAGCAGGACUUCAUCUACAAUAACUACAGGGACUAUCAGUGGAUAGGACUCAAUGACAGAACCAUAGAAGGGGAUUUUGACUGGUCUGAUGGAAGCCCCUUGCUGUAUGAGAACUGGAAAACUGGGCAACCAGACAGCUACUUCCUGUCUGGAGAGGACUGUGGAGUGAUGGUAUGGCAGGAUGGAGGGCGGUGGAGCGAUGUACCCUGCAACUACCAUCUCUCUUACAUCUGCAAAAAGGGUACCGCCUUCUGUGGUGAGCCCCCCACUCUUCCUAACACCCAGGUGUUCAGCAAGGGACAUCCGCAUCAUGAAGUCAGUUCCAUGGUCCGCUACUACUGCGUCGAUGGCUUCCUGCCAAGACAUAAUCCCAUCAUCAAGUGUCUACCGAAUGGCCAAUGGGAGGAGCCUCAGUUCAUGUGUGUCCCAGUGAACUCAGCAGAAGACAACCAGGCCACAGAGUCUCAACCAGGCCGUGGAAUCAUUGUGGAGGAUACAACUACAAGGAAGGCUGCAGCAGAGUUUCGGGACAUAAACUGGAACAUCUAGACCUCAUCUAUAUGCCCUACUGUGAAUCCAUCCCUUCCCAUCGCUUGUCUCAGACAAGUUUAAGACUCUUUUCUAAGCUUCCUAGUCGUGAUCUGGUGUUCAGAAGGGAUCUAAAUAAUAUUGUUACCUGUAGCUGAACACAGAUGAGUGUUUGCGCAUUUUGUUAGCUGGUCCCAAUGUGCUUUGCAUGUAGUCCUCUGUCCCAACUGUAGAUCUUCACCUAGUCUGUUCCAGUGUGAUUAGUUCUUGACAGUAUUGAUAUUUAGGAGUACAAUGUAUUUUUGCUAGAUUGCACAGAGUAUUAUACUUUAGGAGCACAAUUAUACUCUCUAUAGGAUGCAAGGUUUUUAUCAUCCAGAUUUUUUAGAAUUCAAUUUUUUGAUUCGGUUUGGAUGAUGAUGGACGCCCACUAUUAUGAGUCCCUAUUAUUUAAAAGUAAGGACAUCCAGAAUCAUCAAAGGCUGAUCCUUCUGUAAAUUAACAGUUCUAUAAUGACCGUAUAGCACACAGCAAAGAUUUAAGUGAGUGUUGGCUUAUUAUAUAGAUUUGUUUUAAUCAAUGUAAUUUCCUUUCGCUUUAUCUUUCAACGCUGACUUGCCAUCACCUCACCCACACCAUUUCAGAUCCACACAAUUGAAAUGAUACUUUAUUUGCCAUCUGAAGAAGUAUGAGCACGGAUGGAAUAAUUCCCUUUGCCUACCCUAUCUUGCAGUCCAUGAAACACACAGACAGAUGAGAGCAAACCUGGGGGUCACAGCGCAGGAUCGGCCAGCGUGCGGAACCCCUGGAGCUGGGGGCUCCGUGUGUCCGUCCUGCUGAGGCUGGGGCUCAAACUGGUGACCUUCUGAUCACAGGCACAGAUGCUUUUCCUGCUGAGCCACUCACCGCCGUUUAUAUUGGAAAAAAAUAUCUCUGAUGGGUGCCUUUCCAGUAAGAUACAGUUUCCAGUGAAAUGCAGUUUCCUGCACAUCUUAAUUAGAUGAAACAAUAUACGCUCAAGUUGCUCCAAUGUGCAAAAAAAAUAUGCUAUUGAAAAUGUAAACGUCCAGCUUUUAAAUGCAACACUAGGAAAGAAAAAUAUGCUGUCUGGUUUGCCUCUGCUGUCAACAAAAUAAUAGUAAAAUCCCUGUUUCUGCAUCUUGUUUUUUUCCUUCUUUUAAAUGGACCCGCUAGGUUAGGUUAGGUUAGGUUAGGUUAGGUUAGGUUACAGGAGGUUAGGUUACGGUAGGUUAGGUUAAUUUAUGGUAGGUUAGGUUAGGUUAGGUUAGGUUAGGUUAGGUUACAGUAGGUUAGGUUAGGUUAGGUUAGGUUAGGUUAGGUUAGGUUACAGUAGGUUAGGUUACGUUAGGUUAGGUUAGGUUACGGUAGGUUAGGUUAGGUUAAAUUAGGUUAGGUUAGGUUAGGUUACGCUAUGUUGGGUUACGUUAGGUUACGGUAGGUUAGGUUACAUUAGGUUUGGUUAGGUUAAGCUAGGUUGGCUUUAUUUAAUAUUAAAAAAUAAAGUCAAUGAUUGCCUGGGAUGCCCUAGCCCCGUGCCCUGCGAUGGCCUGGCAUCCCGCCCAGGGUAUAUCUCUGCCCCGUACCCUGUGAAGGCCUGGCAUCCCACCCAGGGUGUACCCCUGCCCCGUGCCCUGUGAAGGCCUGGCAUCCCACCCAAGGUGUACCCCUGCCCCGUGCCCUGUGAAGGCCUGGCAUCCCACCCAGGGUGUACCCCUUCCCCGUGCCCUGUAAUAGCCUGGCAUCCCACCCAGGGUAUAUCUCUGCCCCGUACCCUGUGAAGGCCUGGCAUCCCGCCCAGGGUAUACCUCUGCCCCGUGCCCUGUAAUAGCCUGGCAUCCCGCCUAGGGUGUACCCCUGCCCCGUGCCCUUUGAAGGCCUGGCAUCUCACCCAGGGUGUACCCCUGCCCUGUGCCCUGUAAUAGCCUGGCAUCCCGCCCAGGGUGUACCCCUGCCCCGUGCCCUGUGAAGGCCUGGCAUCCCGCCCAGGGUGUACCCCUGCCCCGUGCCCUACAUUGCUUGGGAUAGGCUCCUGAGCUCCCUGUGGUUGUAAGAUGGAUGGAUGGAUAGUUUAUUUUUUAUGGCUAUUGUUUCCCAAUUGCAUUAUAUGUCCCCAUUUUCUACCAGUAAACUUUGUUAUAAUACAGUUGUAGCCAUUAAAUAUUUAAAGCUGCUAACAUUCAUUACUGUACCUAUGCCUCUCUUUUCAAAUAAAAUGUAGUAAUAUUGUUUCAAUUUUAAUAAAAAGGUAUUUCACUUAUUUUCUGUAUAUGCUCAAAUGAAAAUUUAAGGGUUUUACUAUAGUGUUUUUUUUUGUAUUGCAUGUGAAUUUCUUCAACUAAAACCAAAAAUCCCAGUUAUUGCCUAAGCUAAAACAAAAACAAUGAGCAGAGGUCAUGUAGGCCAAAAUAAAAUACAACUUCAACUCAAGGAAAUUCCGAUUGCAGGUUUCAUAUUAUUUUCAAAUUAACUGUGUACUGAAUGUGAGCUUGGCAGUGAGAUCGGAUCCCCCAGUGGGAGAAACCCAGGUGUACAGUGCAACACACCAUUCGUAUUGUGUAAUUAGGCAUAUUUGUUUUAAGGGUUAAGAACUGAAAAUGUAAGUCAUAAGUAACUGAAAAACAUGGAUGUUUUUGUUCCUCUUAUCGUGUAAUUGACUGUUCAACACAGCUGGCCUAUAAAACGAAAAUGUUUAUGAAAAUGCUCUUUAGCGUGCGACAUGAAUGCUACAGUUUUAAAGUUUCAAGAUCAAGAGAAGGUUUAACAGCUAAUCUGAACUGUUCUGCUGGUUUUUUAGGGCUGGAUAUUAUUUUAAUA